Fusarium pseudograminearum CS3096 is the source of this 279-nucleotide messenger RNA. RefSeq lists its product as uncharacterized. Bases 1 to 279 code for a protein of 92 amino acids. The transcript has a single exon. The record is from RefSeq and is a predicted model, not a curated record. Lineage: Eukaryota; Fungi; Ascomycota; Sordariomycetes; Hypocreales; Nectriaceae.
AUGGCCCAAGGAACAGUCAAGAACCUCGGUCGAGCGAUCCCCACCAAGGCCGUUCACUCCAAGCGCCAAGCAUCCAAAGUGCACAAGCCCAAGCAGACGAAGAAAAGCAUCGACAAGGUCCACAGGAAAUUCACAAGCGGCAUGACAGCACAAACGGAAAAGCUCCUCGGCGAGCGCGCGGGACAUUUGGAGUUGCUAGGCCAGAAAAAGAAGAAGGGAGAGAAGAAGUCGACGGAUAAGAGGGCGACGACAAAGGGUGGUUCAAAGAAGUUUGGUUAA